Messenger RNA from Acinonyx jubatus (cheetah), 2574 nucleotides. It is a transcript of the gene WDR88, whose product is annotated as WD repeat domain 88. The record is from RefSeq and is a predicted model, not a curated record. Gene Ontology annotation, molecular function: protein binding. Lineage: Eukaryota; Metazoa; Chordata; Mammalia; Carnivora; Felidae. The transcript has 11 exons. The coding region runs from base 381 to 2384 and encodes 667 amino acids.
AGAGGGACCAGGUGGUCCCCACGUGGCUCUUGCCUCUCCUAGUUGAGAGUGGUGGCUGGGAGUCCAGCAGGGGGCCCAGCAUCAGGGUCCUGGCAGGUGGCCUCAGCCUCUCCAGGUGGAUGUCCCCCAAGUGUUCCACAUAGUCUCCCAUACCAAGAACUGGGGAGUGUGCGCCCACAGCCCGGGUCACACAGGCAUCAGGUCCUUGCUCUGCAGCCCUGGGGCCCCCCUCCCAGGCUGCCUCAUCUGCACUAACCAGACUUUUGAGAAAAGUGCUGGCAUUCAAAGUGACCUCAUAGAAAGAUCAGAACAAUUGAACAAGUUUAAAAAUAGCAAGAAGGAAGAAGACCACUUCAGCCACCCAGAGAUGACAACCCUUAAUGUUGUGGAAUAUCCACCCAGUCUUUUUCUAUCUGUGGGGCUGCUACCCGAUUGGAGGUGACAUUCGUUCUCUUCUAUUGUCAUUGACAUUGGGACACAUCUCUCCUUCGUACUCUCAUAUGCGUCCCCGCCUCCAACAGCUGCAUCUUAAUUCAUGCAUGGCCCAUUCUAGAUCUAGUGAUCAUGUCUCUCUUGUUCACGUGAGGUGGGUCCGCCACGAGCCCCUGCGCAGGCCGAGGGCACACACAAAUCGUCCUGGGACAGGGAGCCAGGGAGAACCAAAGGAAAGCCCUGGGGUUGGGGCUGCUCGUUUCACAUGCUUGGCCUCAUUCCUUUUGUGCCCAGGGCCGGAACCCCGUUUUUCUGGGAGUAAGCGUGUUCCGCGUGGAGGGGAAGCAACGAGAUCGCAGCGCGAGGGGGAGGGCGUGGCGUUCCCAGGAAGCGGGCGCGGGGCGCAGGCGCGUGGCGCCACAGUUCGUUCGUGGCCUGGCCGGGGUGCUGGGUGUCGGCAACCCAGCGGGUGGGGCUCUGAGAUGGCCUCGGAGCCACCCUGCGCCCCCGGCUCCCCGGAAGCCCCGGACAAGGGCAAGAAGACAGUGUCACAGCAGUGUGAAGUACAGCCGCCUUUGGUCCCCUCCGGCGACAUUGAGCAUCCGCCCCAGAAGCUGCCCCGUGCGGCCCUGGUCAGGGGCUAUGGCCGCUUCCGUCUGUCGAUUGUGGAAGCACGCCAGGGCCAGCUGCUGUCCCGCUUGGACCCCCUGGAGGUGGGCAAGCGCUCACUGCCAUCCGAGAAGCGCUCGAUGCCUGAGGAGAAGUUCUGGGGCGACCAGGAGUCCCUCUCCAAGAUCCCUUUUAAAAUUAUGAAGGGACACAGUCACAUUGUGAGUUCCUGUAACUUCUGUGUGGAUGACACAAAGCUCCUCAGUGGCUCCUAUGACUGCACUGUGAAGCUGUGGGAUGCUGUGGAUGGCUCAGUCAUUCGGGAUUUUGAGCACAGGCCCAAUGCUCCUGUUUUAGAGUGCAGCGUGACGGCUGACAGCAAAAGAAUUAUUGCAGCGUCCUAUGACAAAGCAGUGAGGGCUUGGGACCUUGAGACAGGCAAGCUGCUGUGGAAGAUCAACCAUGAAACCUUCAUAGCCUCCUGUAAGCUUUCUCCUGAUGGCAAAUACGUGGUCUCAGCCUUGGACGUGGAUCGCGGAAUCUGUAUAACAGAUGCGGAAAACGCCACCACUGUGUCACACAUCAAAAAUCAUCACAGCCGGUCUCUCACGGCAUGCUGCUUUGACCCCGACAGCCAGAAGGUGGCUUCCGUCUCAUUGGACAAAAGCAUCAAGAUCUGGGAUAUUACAUCCCAAGCCACGCUGCUCACCAUCACCAAGGCACAUUCCAGUGCGAUCUCUAACUGCUGUUUCACCUUCAGUGGCCAUUUCCUGUGUACAAGCUCUUGGGAUAAAACCUUAAAAAUCUGGAAUGUCCAUACAGGGGAGUUUCGAAACUGCGGAGCCUGUGUGACUCUGAUGCAGGGCCAUGAAGGUUCUGUGAGCUCCUGCCACUUUGCCAGAGACACCUCUUUUCUCGUGUCUGGAGGGCUCGACAGGACUGUGGCUAUCUGGGAUGUAGGAGAAGGCUACCGGAAGCUCUCCUUGAAGGGCCAUAGUGACUGGGUGACAGAUGUUGCCAUUAGCAAUGACAAGAAACGGGUCCUGUCUUCUUCAAAGGAUAGGACCAUGAGACUAUGGAAUAUUGAAGAAAUUGACCAAAUUCCUUUGGUCAUAAAGUACAAAAAGGCCCUGGGCUCAAAGGUGAAACAGUGUGAAGUGUGUGACAGGCCUUUCUCCAUCUACGAAAGUGACAUCUUUUCUGAAACCGUCACCAAAUGUGUGUUCUGCCGGAUGGAUGCAAAAGACUUGUCAGCAGAGGCCUCAUCAUCAUCCGGAGGGGAAGCUCACUGGCAAGGGAGUGCAGCCCUGCCACAGAUGACUGAUGGCCAUUGGGCCUGUUGACUGACUUGAGCACCUGUCAUAUGGGUUUUGGGGUUCUGCAGGGACCUUUCUCUAUGGCCCCUUCCUGGCCGGGUAGGCGUAUCAGACAAGGGCAGGGGCAUGGCCUCAGCUCCACAGCACUCUUGGUAGUGGAGAUCAUACACUUUUUUAGUUUUCAUGACGAAUAAAUCUAGAUUCCUUUAGAAAACAA